Anoplopoma fimbria (sablefish) is the source of this 3100-nucleotide messenger RNA. RefSeq names its product cyclin F (gene ccnf). Gene Ontology annotation, molecular function: protein binding; cyclin-dependent protein serine/threonine kinase regulator activity. Gene Ontology annotation, biological process: regulation of cyclin-dependent protein serine/threonine kinase activity; mitotic cell cycle phase transition. The coding region runs from base 208 to 2538 and encodes 776 amino acids. The transcript is spliced from 17 exons. The record is from RefSeq and is a predicted model, not a curated record. Lineage: Eukaryota; Metazoa; Chordata; Actinopteri; Perciformes; Anoplopomatidae. Gene Ontology annotation, cellular component: nucleus; cytoplasm; cyclin-dependent protein kinase holoenzyme complex.
AACUUGUUCAGAUAUUAGCCAACUACUACAACACAACAGAGGCAGCGAGCGGUGUUGUAACACUGUAUAGCUUAUUUUCUGUUUUAAAUAUUCUGUAAAUUUGUUUGUAAAAGAAUAGCUAGUCUCGCCGUCACGUUUAAAUCGCUUCUCAGUGCUGUAACAUUAGCUACAGGAAUCGCUGUUUGGGGAGAGAUCAACUCACUUGAAAUGAAAGCGGGCGUUCACUGCCGUUGUUCAAAAUGCUACACUGUCCCGGCUCGGAAGCGGGUGCGUAAGCGAACUCCAGCCCUCACAUUGCUGUCUCUGCCUGAGGAGGUCCUCCUCUGUGUCCUCCAGUGCCUCUCUGCCGAGGACCUGCUGUCGGUCCGAGCGACUCACUCCCAGCUGCGGGACAUUGUUGACAACCACUCCAGUGUUUGGGCCAGGGUCAGUUUCAGGGACACGUGGCCAUCCCCCAAAACCUUAUGGCUAUUUGAGAGAGCUGCUGACAAGGGGAAUUUUGAAGCCUCUGUGAAGCUAGGGAUUGCUUAUUUGUACAAUGAAGGACCGUUGUUAAGUGAUGAGGGGCGAGCUGAUGUAUGUGGUCGCAAGGCCUCCCACUUCUUCAGCCUGGCAGAGAGCCUGCGCUCCCCCACAACGGAUCCCUUCAUCUGGGUGUUCAUUCGUCCACCGUGGUCGCCCACCGGCAGCUGCUGCAAGGCCGUUGUGUUUGACCGUCUGAAGGCUGAGUGUGACCAAAACGCUGAGAAGAGAGGACCCUUGUUGCACUGUUUGGCCAGAGUUUUGCAGCUGUUUGAAGGCGAUGAAAGACGCUCAGAUGCCAUACCUAUGUUGAAGGAGUCAUCCCAGGCUGGCUGUCUACAGAGCUCCUACCUGUUAUGGGAGCACAACCGGAAAGACGCUAUGGCAGAUCCAGGCAGGUACCUCCAGUGUAUCCGAACCCUCAGGGACUAUGCUGGCAAAGGAUGCUGGGAGGCACAGCUCUCCCUGGCUAAAGUGUGCAGCGGUGGGAAUCCGCUGGGUCUGGAGUCAAAGGCCUGCUCUGACUUGGUGGCUCAGCUCUUCGGUUCCUCUAACUCGGCAUCACGACACUGCGCUCAGGGCGUCCUGAGACAAGGCAUCAAGGACACCAUGAGGUACAUCCUGGUGGACUGGCUUGUGGAGGUGACCACCAUGAAGGAUUUCUCCAGCCUGACGCUGCAUGUGACGGUGGGUUGUGUGGACCGCUACCUGGCUCUGCGCUCUGUCCCCAAGGCUCGCCUCCAGCUAUUGGGAAUUGCCUGCAUGGUAGUUUGUACACGCUAUAUCAGUAAAGAAAUCCUGACCAUACGUGAAGCUGUCUGGCUCACAGACAACACCUACAAAUAUGAGGAUCUGGUUCGAAUGAUGGGGGAGGUCGUCUCUGUGCUGGAGGGAAGGAUCAGGAGCCCCACACUGCUGGACUACGGUGAGGUGCUGCUGUCUCUGCUCCCUCUGGAGAGGCGGACCACUCACCUAUUCAGCUACAUCUGCGAGCUGUCGCUGCUCUACUCUGCUCUCGCCACACCGCCACCUUCCAAACUGGCCUGCGCUGCUCUUCUGCUUACACGAGUGCUACAUCACUAUGCUCCAGUCUGGCCCAGCCAGUUGGUCGACUACACAGGCUUUUCCAAGGAAAACCUCGCCUCCCUGUCUGUGCUGCUGUAUGUCAAGUGUUUCAGUGAAGAUGUUCCCAAAGAUUACAGGCAUGUGUCUCUUACUGGUGUUAAGCAGCGGUUUGAGGAUGACGCCUUCCAGCACAUCAGCAAAGAAAAGGUGAUGGAUUUUAAAGAGCUGUGUCAGAUCUUGGAGAUUCCUGAGGUGGAGCCUGAUAUGGAGCCUCCCAGUCCCACUGGUCAACCAGCAGACCUCCACACCUUCCUCGCCUCUCCAUCCAGCACCAACAAGAGGAGACGAGAUGACGCCAUGCAGGCCCACAGAGCCGGUUUUGUGGCCACACCCACAGCAGAGCUGUCCAAUCAGGAGGAGACGCUGCUGGGCGACAUACUGGACUGGAGUCUGGACACUUCCUCUUCCGGCUACGAGGGGGACCAGGAGGAGGAGAGCGAGGGAGAGAGAGACUGCGAUUCCUCCAUGAUAUCCAUCAAACUGCAGUCGGUGACCGAUGCAGACGAGAGACUGGAGCACUGCAGAGCCUUGUCCAGCGAUGAAGACAGCUCCUCUGAAGCGGAAAGGGAGGUGAGCGAGGAUUGCAAAGACGAGGAACCCCUUUCCUUCCCCGCAGACAUUCACAGUUCAGGAUACUCCUCUGUCCAGAGUGUCAGCCCCUCGUCCACGUGCUCCUCCUCCACCCUCAUGCCCUGCACAUUCAAAACCUUUACCACUCCCCUGGGCGCAGCCUCCGCCAAUGCCCAGCCCGGUUUCCGCCUUUUGGUGCCCAUGCAGAGGCCCCGCGGCACCUCCACCAAACAAGUGAAGAGGAAGAACUCAGCUGCUCAUAGUGGAGGCGAGGUGGAAGGAGACGAGUUUUCUGUCAAUGCGGGGUUUCUGAGCCUAUAGACGGUGUUUUUUUAUUAUCCUCCAGCACUUUUCUUCAGUUCUCGAUGCUGUUCCUCACUCCUGUCAGUCUGCACUGAGCCGUCAAUUGUCAGAAGAUCAAGAGACUUUCAAGUAAGGGAGAACAAAUGAUUUACCAGGAAACUUGCCUUUCUAUUACAUUACAUUUCAGUUACACGUUUACAGGCAUGGUACAAUAAAAUACCUCCCAUAAACCAUACGGUCUGCUCUGAAACCACUGGAACACGACUCGACUCUCCUCAGGAACAUUUCUGUUGUUUCACAGCCUUCUACAACAACCUAUCUCAGAUUGCAUAAGAUAGUUGUCAAAGAAAUAAAACCUUGUGGGCUUGUUUUGGAGGGAUAAAAGAAGAAAGUGUUCAUUGUUAAAAUCAUAUUGUAGUAAAACUUUAACAGCUUUCAUGUUAAUGUGAUUGUUUUGGUUAUCAUAGUUUCUGUUAUGCACUGUCUGGUCAAGACCAUCUUGUAGUUGGUGAAUGUCAUCAAUAGAUGACUACUGUCCUCUGUUUGAUGGAAAUGUCUGCAUCUGAAGCCUAAAAAAAAA